Messenger RNA from Aethina tumida (small hive beetle), 1873 nucleotides. RefSeq lists its product as uncharacterized. Gene Ontology annotation, molecular function: hormone activity. Gene Ontology annotation, cellular component: extracellular region. The record is from RefSeq and is a predicted model, not a curated record. Lineage: Eukaryota; Metazoa; Arthropoda; Insecta; Coleoptera; Nitidulidae. The transcript has 3 exons. The coding region runs from base 276 to 779 and encodes 167 amino acids.
ACAAACGGUGCACCCCCGUCCUGUGAACACGAUCGCAGACACAAAGGGCGCAACAGAGGAGUCAGACAUCCAGCCGUCGCACCGCCGCAACCACCGCACCACCUCGACACUCCACGGAGGGACCACUCGGUCCGGGUGAGCGCGUUUUUCCGGACAAAUUGUUGCAUCGCGGCCGACCGCGCCAACACCGACGACGCAACCUGUUGAGCUUCGCGCCCACCGACUUGCCAGCUUCGCAGCUUCUCAGCUUCGGUCUCCGAUUCAAGGUCCGGAAGAUGCGGGCAAGCUUCAACCUAUUAUGCGCCGCGACUCUGAUGUUCGCAUUGGCCAGCUGCGCGGAACUGAAUAACGAAGCGACCGGAACGGGCAAUUACUACGGCGAUGCCGGCCGAUCGUUGGAACCGCUGAACGUGGCCGCCGAUCCGGAGACCAUCAACUACUUGCUGCCGAGAUUGACGGCCAAGUACCGGCCAAACAACGACUGGACAGGAGUCACCGAUCCACGCUUCUAUCUCCUCACCGAGAUGGAGUCCAAUGAUAUUGACAACCAGAACAAUUUAAGCCCGGAGGCAAGGAGCAAACGUGCAGGUAGACUGGGUGAGCCAGGCGCCUCUCUUUCCAUAGUAAACUCGUUGGACGUCCUCCGCAACCGACUCCUGUUGGAAAUCGCCCGGAAAAAGGCAAAGGAGGGAGCGUCCAGGAACAGACAGAUCCUCAUGCAUCUCGGCAAACGGGCGUUCUAUCACAGGAACACCGGCAUAUUCGACAAUAAAGUAUAAAAUGGAUAUCACAUAGAGCUAUAAGCAAUGUUAAUAAUUUUUUUACAUAUAGAGGCUUCAAUACCGCAAACAACAAAUAGUCCAUAUCAAAAAUAACACCUAGAGCAUUUGUUUAUGGUUUUGAAACCCUUUUCGUUCAGCGGGGAUAUUUCAUACCAUUCGGAUAAUGUGGGUUUAUUUAAUUAAGUUGAUAUUAAUUCCCAUCAUUUGUACGUAGGUACAUAAUUUCAAAUCAAUUAUUGCUGAGCUGAGGUUCUUUUACAAGCAACAAGGAUUAAAAAUUACUUAGAUCUGGUGUGAAAUGACCCCGUUAAUUAUAUGCAAAAACCAGAUAUAUAUAAAUAUUAAAAAAUCAAUGUAGAAGACUAACAUAGAGUAGUAAAUGGCCCUUGAUGUUAACAACAACUAAUUCCAAACAUUUAUUCCUAAUCAAAAUCGAAAUUGAUGGGACCAGUAUGAAACGAGAUGAAGAACGGAUACUCUUUCCGCCAACUUAUUGUUUGUUAAUGAACCACUUAAAUGUCCAAUUGAUUAUUUUAUCAUUUGGAGUAAGUUGUUGGGCAACACGUUCUUCUUCUAGCUUUUACGGCCUAUAACUCUAUCAAAACUAAAGCUUUUCUUCUUCCAACCAUUCCAUCAUUAUGUUAGAUAGAUGUUGAUAUUUUUUUAAAUCGUGUCCACAAAAUUUAUCUGUGGCUAAGAGUGUGUUAAAAAUGGAAAUACCUGACGGAACGUGGACAUACAACGAUAGAAAAAAUUCCCCUAACAUCAAUAUAUUGUUAUUAUUUUGAUAUGCAAUAAACUUGUGACAUUACUCGAUCUUUGUCCUUCCCAUAUUUAUAAACAUUUGAGUUUGAAAUGGUAGUGGGUUUGAUUGUUUCAAUGUAAAUUUGACUUUUUGGUGUUGGGGACUUUUUUUGCAAUUUGUGUAUUAAGUUUAUAUAUAGCAAAUAGAAUGAUAUUAUUUAUUAUACAAUCUACUAUUUUAUAAUAUGUUGAUGUUAAUAUUUAUUAGAAUAUAGUUGAUAUAUGGUAAUAAUGUGUAUGAUAUGUACAAAAAAAAAAUAAAUGUAAUUAAAAAAUAAAAAAAAGUU